Dovyalis caffra is the source of this 615-nucleotide messenger RNA. Lineage: Eukaryota; Viridiplantae; Streptophyta; Magnoliopsida; Malpighiales; Salicaceae. The record is from the annotation of a GenBank genome assembly.
AUGGAGGCAUCUCUAAAUGUGCUUAGAAAUCCCAAUCGUGGAGGCCUGACGAAGGCAAGCAUGGUUUUCCUCGAUGCCAUCUCGCCCUUCCUUGCAUUUCACAAUCAAUGGAAGAUGACCAUAAAUGGUUGUGUAAUCCUUGAUUAUGAGGAAAGAUCUGGGAAAUAUGAGAUUGGUGGACCCACAUUCCUCACAUCAGACGAAAUCGUCUCCUUGACUGACACGUGGAACAAGAUCAAUAGUCCAGAAACGGCGCCGUGCAUCUACGAACACAGGGCCAUGACACGUAUAUCGCUUCCUGUAUCCUGCGCCUUCCCCCAUUGGUUUGUCGUGGACCGCACGCGUGAGGAACGAUGGAGAUCAGUGGUUUCAAUGAAAAGUCGAAUGAAUAAUAGCUACAAGACCACCACACUCAUGCUUUGGUCCGCGUGCUUGGAUGCAAAAAAACUUUUGGUUUUGUUCCUAGAUUUUGGAUCACCAAGGACUCCUCACGGGCAAGGAGGGGUUUGUUUCUCUUUUGUGCCCAAUUGGAUUGGUCUUUUUGGUGAACUUAAAGAUUCCUUGACAGGGUUGGUCCUAGAAGUUAGCUUCUUUCGGAGGAACAUAGGCUUGUGA